This is a messenger RNA of Osmerus eperlanus (European smelt), 2461 nucleotides long. RefSeq names its product PHD finger protein 13-like. The transcript is spliced from 5 exons. The record is from RefSeq and is a predicted model, not a curated record. Lineage: Eukaryota; Metazoa; Chordata; Actinopteri; Osmeriformes; Osmeridae. Gene Ontology annotation, cellular component: nucleus. The coding region runs from base 669 to 1814 and encodes 381 amino acids.
UAGUUUCGUGGCAAUUAAGACUUUGAAAAUAAGAAAUCUAGUAAUUGUUAACAAUCUCUGAAUUAUUUGUGUCCGAUGAUAGCAUUGUUCAGACCACAGAAUGAAAAAAAAUCACCCUGUCCGUAGUUGAGGUCCCAUCCUGCCCACCGCGGUGACAUCACUGAUAGAAUGUGGUAGGUUAUUCCGUGAUCUCCCGCACUGAAGUGUACUUUUCGAUCUUUUCCUAUACAGGACAGUUUGCUUCACAUGAAUGAGACAGUGGGUAAACUUACUUUGUUUUUUCGAUGUGUUCUUCGACUAUUGUAGGCCUUUAGUGUAUGAUUUGCAUUUAACUGGUUGUGGACUCAUUUUGCAUCCGAGUUGCUGACAACAGACUGUUUCGACAGGGCGCAAGUAGGCAGACGGUCCGUGUGAAUGAAUAGGCUAUUCUAGACCGGUUUGAGCUCCACUGUGUUUCAAUAUCAAACUAAUUUUCUUGCGAGAUUGAACUGUCAACUACUGUCGAGGUAAUAGACCUUAGCCGAGCGUACCGCGAAUGUAUCUGGAUUGAAGGACCUGCCCUAUCAUCGAUUAUCAUCAUCUGACAACAAGAUCAGGCAAACGAAGAACGAAAAAGACAUACAACCUCAUAAUAUUGCCUGCAAUUAAGUACAUUGUAUCGGAGGACGAUGUCAACUGAGCGAAAAAGACAACGGACUGUUGAAGACUUCAAUCAGUUCUGCACCUUUGUGUUGGCUUAUGCCGGGUAUAUCCCAUACCCAACGAAGGAAUGGUGGUGUGAUGAGGGUGGACCAAGGGACAGCGGCACGCACAGCACUAACCAUAGUUCAUGGACACACCUCUCAUCCUCAAGUACAGAUGGCAACCCUUCCAAACUCCAGAAGGAAAAGGAGGAGAAGGUGAAGAAAAGGAAGUCUGACAAGAAGUUGACCGGUCAGAGGGAGAAAAAAACAAAAGGAUGUGAUUCAGGAGGGGUGAAGAAGUCCCAUAAAACCCCAUCAGAUCUUUUGUUUCUUAACCAAGCCUCGCCAGAGAAUAGUGAGAAACCAGGCAAACUCCUAGAAGUCCAAGCCAGCCCUGAGGCCAACUCCAGCAACGCUCUCUCAGGUCAUAGUAACAGUGACCAGACAGGAGCAACAGAGAUACAGAGCUUUAAAGGUGUAUCUGAAAAGAGCAAUGCUGAACUUCAGAUGAGAGGAUGCGGCCCUAAGGAAGUGAAAGGGGAACCUGUUGAUCUGACCAAGGUAGACCAAAUAGAAACAUCAAAAUUGAAGCCUAAUCCACAGGAAGAAGGAGAACAGGAGCCAGAGAAGAAGAGAAAUGAGAAGGGUGGAGGGAAUGAGGAGGAGAGGAAGAGCCUGGAGGAUAAUGAAAAUGGAUUGGAGAACGCCAGUGUCCUUUGUAUGGUUAUGGACAAGAAACUUCCUGAUGACCAGGAGACUGGGUAUUAUACUGACAUGGAUGGCAGCAGCCCAUACCAGUGUGGCAGUGACACAGAGCAGGAUCCUCGUAAUGGGGACUGCAACAGACUUACCCGCUCAGCAGUGUUUGUCAAAGAAAAUGCAUCUGGAAAUAACAGCAAAAAGGAAGAUGACUCCUGGGACCUGAUAACUUGUUUCUGUUUGAAGCCGUUCGCGGGACGACCCAUGAUUGAAUGCAGUGAGUGUGGGACCUGGGUGCACUUGUCCUGUGCAAAAAUACGCCGCACUCAUGUUCCCGAGGUGUUCGUCUGCCAGCCCUGUCGUGACUCAAAGCAGAAUAUCCGCCGGUCCAACAGGGCUCGCAUUCGCCCCCGAAAACGCUUCAGCGACUAAAUGCAGAGCUGCACCAACCCCCCACAUCCAUCAAGACACAUGGCCAUCAAGCUCUUUAGGACUGGAAAAUACAGACUUGGGUUGAAGGAAAUCAACAAAAGGCCUGUCACACACCUGUUAUGUUCAGCACAAGUAUUCUUCAUACUGAGACCAACAUCAUUAACAAAAACAACCAUAUAUAGAAUUGGUCACUGUUUAGGGUACAACUACACAUUUAUGUACAAUCACAAAGACUGAAAUGGUAGAUGGGAAUGAUGUGAGAGCAGUCAUGACAGAAGGAUGUUUAAGGUUUAAGUGUUAUUGUUCAAAAACCAUGCAUAUAACAUGGUCUAGCCACACCCAUCUUUAUUUGCAUCUUAUAGAGAACAUGUUCUCAAGGGCUUGCUUCAAUUCACCUUCUACUUUAUCCCGGGUCCCAAGUUUAAUGAUGUUUCUCAGGGCUGUUUUUUUCUCUCUCUUUUCUCAGUUAUUAUAUAUCAGAUAGCAAUGAUUGGGUUACACUUUGGAACCUUUGUAACAUGUUUCCUCUAUUUUUAGUUCCUCACUUAUGUUUUAUAUUAUGCUCUGCUGAGUGAUUAACUUGUAUGUACAUAUGGUAACUGCAAAUUAUGUAAAUAAUUGUUUAUAAAGUUGUUUAUGUGACCUUU